Pelobates fuscus (common spadefoot toad) is the source of this 1049-nucleotide messenger RNA. RefSeq lists its product as uncharacterized. The transcript is spliced from 10 exons. The record is from RefSeq and is a predicted model, not a curated record. The coding region runs from base 76 to 945 and encodes 289 amino acids. NCBI's taxonomy places the organism in Eukaryota, Metazoa, Chordata, Amphibia, Anura, Pelobatidae.
ACUAUGGCAGAAGGCUGAUCGGGUCCUGCACAAACUGGAUCUCACUGCUCAUUGCAGUAACUUUGUAGUGGCCCCAUGUAUUCCUCUGUGGUUCUGCUCCUGGGAUUACAAUUACUGCUCUUAACUCCAACAGCUGAUCAUGUGGAGAAAUGCACAGAGAAUCCAAUUAACUCAACGGCUACAAGAAUAUCUAUGACCACGAACCAUUAUAAAUUCUUUGUCGAGUGUGACUACCCCCCUGGAUCAUCUGUUCAAGCAAAAAAUGGAAAAAUAUAUAAUAAACACAAAAUCCAUGGUUACUUUGUGCACAAUUCUCUCAUCCUUAGUGGUGAGCAACGUCCAAAGAAUUGCAAGGUGGUUUGGAUUGCUCCAAGUGGGGAGAGGCACCUUAUAAAUUGCGUGUCGCACAGUAAUCCAGAAACAUUAUUAUCAGCAUCUGCAAACAACACUGAAGAAAACAUACAUUCUAACCUAAGUGGACUGGCGCCUGAAAGUGAUAAUAAAGGUGUAGUCUGGUUGACUGAAGGUGUAAUAAUUGCAAUUAUAUUAAUCACGUUUGGAUUGCUAACUCUCUAUGUGGAUGAAUUUAGAAGUCCUCAUAUGAAACAUCAUCGACAUCAUUCCUUUGACAUGAAACUGGGGGAAAACCAAGACACUCCAAUCACGAGGCCUGCAAGAAAACAUUUGUUGAGCUUUUCUCUGAGAGAAGAUAAGGUGACACAGAGUUUAAAAGCUAAACGACGCUAUUCCUUGGAUUCAGCUAUGCCGCAAAAAGUCCGCACACGACUUUCGACGGAGAAGUAUCCAUUGAUUCCUGAGGUUUCAAACAGAAAUAUAGAAGAGGAGGAGGAAAUGACUGGGACCAAUAAGGCUGAGUUCAAGAAUUUUGAUGUCAAGAAAACCAGGACAAAAGAAGAUUUGAAGAAACACCAUGUACUUCACUAGUUCUACAUAAUUACAGACACUACUUCCCAUUGCUAUAGUGGAAAACUGCGAUCUGGAUAAUUGGAUAAAGCCAUUAGGAGACUGUUACUUGGCAUGAUAAGUCA